This is a messenger RNA of Hippocampus zosterae (dwarf seahorse), 2792 nucleotides long. It is a transcript of the gene ttyh2, whose product is annotated as tweety family member 2. Gene Ontology annotation, molecular function: intracellularly calcium-gated chloride channel activity; volume-sensitive chloride channel activity. The record is from RefSeq and is a predicted model, not a curated record. The coding region runs from base 359 to 2008 and encodes 549 amino acids. The transcript is spliced from 15 exons. Gene Ontology annotation, cellular component: plasma membrane. NCBI's taxonomy places the organism in Eukaryota, Metazoa, Chordata, Actinopteri, Syngnathiformes, Syngnathidae.
GUGGGCGAAGCCCCCCUGUAGCGUCACGUGUCUCGCCUCCACGCGUGACUGCGAAGCGCGCUCCCGCUGAAUUGUGAACGGCGCGUGGUGGAUCCAAACUCGCACGGGACCCAACAGCCGCUCCUCGUGAUUCCUUGUCAUCCCCGAACAAGUGUGGGAUCCAACUGAAUCCGAACAUUCUCCUGCGCGUGUUUGGAUCUCGCGAAGCAGAGGAGUGCGUGUCUCCACCACCGCCACGCACGAAACAUGUUUUCAUCCCUUUGUCUCACACGAGACAGGAUUGACGAGGCGCUUUGAACUUUUUGGAGGGGUGGUGGUGGUGGUGGUUUAUUUUGGUUUGAUCCCCGCGCGGGCAGGUAUGUCUUCUUCACGCGUGGAUUACAUCGCGCCGUGGUGGACUUACUGGCUGCACAGUUUCCCGCACGUCAACCUGAGGCUGCAGCCGGUGGACAACAGCUUCAAUCCCAACGACGAGAACUACCAGCAGUCUUUGCUGUUCCUGGGCUGCGUGGCGGCGACGGUGCUGGGCGUCAACCUGCUGUGUCUGGCCGUCUACCUGAGCUGCCUGUGCUGCCGCCCCAAGGAUGACGACGGCGGCGGUGACGAGGACAGCAAGAAGCCGACGUCGUGUUGCGUCACCUGGUCGGCCGUCGCCGCGGGCCUUGUCACUUGCGUGGCCGUGGGCGUGGGUUUCUACGGCAACAGCGAGACCAACGACGGCAUCUACCAGCUGACGUACUCGCUGUACAACGCCAACAACACGCUGGGCGGCGUGGACAGCCUGCUGCAGGUGAGCACCACCAUGGGGAACAUGAAGAGCGGCCUGCAUCAGCAUCUGGCCCGGCUGGACGAGAUCUUCGCCACGCGCGGCGACUACGUGCAGACGCUGCAGUUCAUGCAGCAGAUGGCCGACAACGUCAUUAAGCAGCUGGUGGGCCUGCCGGACUGGGCCCAGGCCAACGUGGACCUGGCGUCUGUGGCCAGACUGACGGCUAAUGUCGAGUACUACAGGUGGCUGGCCUACCUUCUGCUUCUCAUCCUCGACCUCAUCAUCUGCCUGCUGGCUUGUCUGGGACUCGCCAAGCAGUCUCGCUGGCUGCUCACCACGAUGAUGCUGUGCGGGGUGCUGACGUUGAUACUCAGCUGGGCGUCGCUCGGAGCAGAGUUGGCCGCCGCCGUGGGCACGAGUGACUUCUGCGUGGCGCCUGACAAGUUCAUCAUGAGUCAAAUCAAAGGCGUCAUCGGCACAGAUAUCGUUCAUUACUAUGUUUACUGCAACCAGACGCUGACCAACCCUUACCAGCAGCCUCUGACGCUUUUCCAAAGAUCUCUAACUACCAUGCAGAUCCAGAUCCAGGGUUUACUACAGUUUGCCGUGCCACUCUUCCCCACAGCGGAGAGAGACCUGGUGGGCAUCCAGCGUGUUCUCAACUCGUCUGAGGUCAGCCUGCACCAGCUGACCGCCUUGUUAGACUGCAGGGGGCUCAACAAGGACUACCUGGACGCCAUGGUGGGCGUGUGUUAUGACGGCGUGGAGGGCGUUCUCUACCUGUGCCUCUUCUCCGUGCUGGCAGCUUGUGCUUUCACUAUCAUGCUCUGCGCCAUCCCGAGAGCGUGGAGACAGAUUGCCAGCAGUGAGCAGGACUACGACGACAUGGACGAGGAGGACCCCUUCAACCCGCGACGCAACCGAAUGGGCUCGCAGAACCAGAACCACACCACCGUGCACAGCUUCUGCAGCUACAGCAGCGGCAUGGGCAGCCAGAGCAGCCUGCAGCCCCCCGCCCCCCCACUCUCCAGCACCCCCAUGGGCGACUACAUGAACCAGACGGCUCUGUUCGGUGGGAAUCCUCGCUUUGAGAAUGUGCCUCUGAUUGGACGAGGCUCGCCGCCACCCUCGAUAUACUCUCAGCCGUAUAGAACCCGAUAUUCCCCCAGCAUGAGGGCCACCUACUUAUCCAUGACUGAGGAGCAGCGUCGGCAUUUCGGCAACGACUUCCAAGUGUGACCGUGUGGACUUUUUCCGUCUGUUGAAGCACCACGUUUGUUGUGUUGCAAGCAUGUAAGUAAGAUGGGAACACGGUUCGUGGACAUUGAAACAUGAGGAAAGACUUUCAAUGUCCACUUUGAAAGACACGAAAGUGCACAUCUUUGCCCCCCCCCCCCCCCCCCCCCAAGUCAUCCAUGAAAGGAAGCCUGGAGAGUUCCAACAUUUUUAACAAUAAGAAAGGUACACAAAAGAAAAAAAAAAUACAUUUUUGACCUGGUUUUUCUGUGAAUUUUUCUUCUCGGCUGUUAUGAUAGAGUACAUGUGGAAAACAAUGGCACCGUGGUGACAUUUAUUUUCAAUUUCCUGCACACUUUUCCGUGUGCAAACCGCCGGAGAGAAUGUCGAAACACUUGUAAAUGAUUUGUACAACUUAUUUUUUUAAUUAUUAUCCUUUGUGCCAUUUUAAAAGAUAUUUUCGUUUGUUUUUUUUCUACUCACUGAAGGGCCAUUAAUGUACAUUUUUCUUUGCAUAUCAACUAACUUAAAACUGCCCUUUGAUAUGACACCAAAAGCUGUUGUGCUGCUGCUUUUAACCACUGCAUUCAGGUAAACAGCUUCUUUAAAGUGUUGGCUAAGAAUAAUUCAUAUGAGUAAUAAUAAUAUUAAUAAUAAUAAUAAUAAUUCAUGCAGUUUUGUUACAGCAUGUCACACUGUGUAUGGACACUGAGAGAGAUGCCUAAUUCUUUGUGGGGCCAAAAAGUUUUUGUGUCCAUUUGUGUGUUGAAUAAAUAUGUUUUUAGUA